This is a messenger RNA of Gloeophyllum trabeum ATCC 11539, 797 nucleotides long. RefSeq lists its product as uncharacterized. The record is from RefSeq and is a predicted model, not a curated record. Lineage: Eukaryota; Fungi; Basidiomycota; Agaricomycetes; Gloeophyllales; Gloeophyllaceae. The transcript has 3 exons. The coding region runs from base 83 to 682 and encodes 199 amino acids.
GGUCCGCGCGGCGGCGAGGGAGCGGCAGAGGAAGCACCGCGCGCUGGUGAAGCAGAAGAAACUCGCGCAGCUGGGGUUGGAUAUGGGGAACGAGAUUAUGCCGGGCAUGGAGAAUGGGCAGUAUGUCAAUGGGAUGCCGCCCGAGUUCGACCAGAUGAUGCCCCCCGAGAUGCGAGAGCAGCCGGGCCCGCCGCCACCCCCGCAUCCACCGAUGGGCCAUGAGCCGCCCUUCCCGCACGGGCAGCCGCUUGGAGGGCAGACGUUCGCCUCAACAUUGCUGUUGUCUUUCUCGUGCGCUCCGUUACUGAAGCAACACCUGUUACGGUCGCUGUCCAUGACGAACGAGGAGUUGGCCUCCUUGGAGCCAGUAAUUGCGCAUGCAUGGGAUCAGUGGGAUCAGCAGCGCCGUAUGCAUUACGCUGAACAAGCCAAGGCAGCUGGCGGUACUUACGAACAUCCGGUGAACCACGGCUACACCGAUCCAUCACAGCCUCCACCCACAGACUUCCGCGCACGAUUCCACCGACCACUUGUAGCCCCCUCGCCUUUCCAGCAAGCCAGUGCAGCGGCGUCGAGCUCCCCUCCCAGCUCCGCACCCGGACAGCCAUCUUCGGAUCCUAUUGAUCCUAACUUGACUAAUGGGCAAGGUCAGCAGCAGCAGCAACAACAAAAAAAAGGCUGAAGUGAAGGGUGUUGGAUGAGCUCGUGCCGUAGGAGACAGCUGUAUCGGUUAUGUCUGAUUCUUGGACGUCUGGUCUGGUCUUGGACGACCGGAACACGUAGGACGGAUGAUUGGC